CAUUGGCAGCCGGUCCUCCCUCAGCUCUGCCCUCCUCUCCUGCUGCUGGCCAAGCCCAUUAAGCUGCUCUCCUGGCCACAACUGAAGGCCCCACGCCCUGGGAAGGAAACCACUGAAGAGGCGUCCAUGCUCCCCUGCACCUCAAACCAUCAAUUAGUGUUAAUGAGGGAAGGCUUCUCACUGCGUAAAGACCCCCAUCGGAGCCCAGUUGGCGGGGAAGCCCCACCUCCGUGACUCAAGAGGUUAAAGGGCCUGGGGCCAGCCUGUGAGCCCAGAGUGUCCAGAUGGCGUGUGGCAGUGGGAAGGUCACCAUCCAGCUGGUGGAUGAGGAGGCAGGACCUGGAGCCCAGGACCCGAAGCUUUUUAGAGGCCAGAGCUAUGAGGCAAUCCAAGCAGCCUGCCUGGAUGAGGGGAUCCUGUUCCGUGAUCCCUACUUCCCUGCUGGCCCUGAUGCCCUUGGAUAUGACCAGCUGGGGCCGGACUCAGAGAAGGCCAAAGGAGUGAAAUGGAUGAGGCCCCAUGAGUUUUGUGCCGAGCCCCAGUUCAUCUGUGAGGACAUGAGCCGGACAGACGUGUGUCAGGGGAGACUGGGUAACUGUUGGUUUCUUGCGGCGGCCGCCUCCCUCACGCUGCACCCCCGACUCUUGCACCGAGUGGUGCCCCCUGAACAGGGUUUCCGAGACAACUAUGCCGGCGUCUUCCACUUCCAGCUCUGGCAGUUCGGCUGCUGGGUGGACGUCGUGGUGGAUGACAGGCUGCCGGUGCGUGAGGGGAAGCUGAUGUUUGUGCGCUCAGAACAGCGGAAUGAGUUCUGGGCCCCCCUUCUGGAAAAGGCCUAUGCUAAGCUCCACGGCUCCUAUGAGGUGAUGCGAGGCGGCCACAUGAAUGAGGCUUUCGUGGACUUCACAGGUGGCGUGGGCGAGGUGCUCUACCUGAGACAAGACACCCCAGGCCUCUUCUCGGCCCUGCGCCAUGCCCUGGCCAAGGAGUCCCUCGUGGGUGCCACUGCCCUGAGUAAUCAGGGCGAGUACCGUACAGAAGAUGGGCUGGUCAAGGGACAUGCAUACUCAGUCACGGGCACGCACAAGAUGUCACUGGGCUUCACCAAGGUGCGGCUGCUGCGGCUACGGAACCCAUGGGGCCGUGUGGAGUGGACCGGGCCCUGGAGCGACAGCUGCCCACGCUGGGACGUGCUGCCCCCGGAGUGGCGAGAUGCCCUGCUGGUGAGGAAGGAGGAUGGUGAGUUUUGGAUGGAGCUGCAGGACUUCCUCCGCCACUUCAACACCGUCCAGAUCUGCUCGCUGAGCCCGGAGGUGCUGGGCCCCAGCCCUGCGGGAGGCGGCUGGCACACCCACGUCUUCCAGGGCCGCUGGGUGCGAGGCUUCAACUCCGGCGGGAGCCAGCCAGCUGCCGAGACCUUCUGGACCAACCCCCAGUUCCGGCUGACGCUGCUGGAGCCUGAUGAGGAGGACGAGGAGGACGAGGAUGGGCCCUGGGGGGGUUGGGGGGCCGCAGGGGCUCGGGGCCCUGCUCGCGGGGGCCGCGUCCCCAAGUGCACUGUCCUCCUGUCACUCAUCCAGCGCAACCGGCGGUGCCUGAGGGCCCAGGGCCUCACUUACCUCACUGUGGGCUUCCACGUGUUCCAGAUCCCGGAGGAGCUGCUGGGCCUCUGGGACUCGCCGCACAGCCGCACGCUCCUGCGGGGCCUGCUGUGCGCCGACCGCUCGCCCUUCUGCGCCCGCCGCGACGUGAGCCGCCGCUGCCGCCUGUUCCCCGGCCACUACCUGGUGGUGCCCAGCGCCACCCGCGCGGGCGAGGAGGCCGACUUCACGCUGCGGGUCUUCUCGGAGCGCCGCCACACCGCCGUGGAGAUAGACGACGUGAUCAGCGCUGACCUGCUCGCUCUCAGGGCCCCCAACAUUCCCCUGGACCUGGGAUUGAAGCUGCUGUUUCAGGAGCUGGCAGGAGAGGAGGAAGAACUCAGUGCCCCUCAGCUCCAGACCUUAUUAAGCAUUGCCCUGGAGCCUGCCAGGGCCCACAGCUGGACCACCGGAGAGAUCGGGCUCAGGACCUGUGAGCAGCUGCUGCAGUGCUUCGGGCAUGGCAGAAGCCUGGCUCUGCACGACUUCCAGCAGCUCUGGGGCCACCUCCGGGAGUGGCAGGCCAUAUUCGACAAGUUCGACCAGGACACCUCUGGCACCAUGAACUCCCAUGAGCUGAGGCUGGCGCUGAAUGCUGCAGGCUUCCACCUCAACAACCAGCUGACCCAGGCCCUUACUAGCCGCUACCGGGACAGCCGUCUGCGUGUGGACUUGGAGCGCUUUGUGUCCUGUGUGGCCCAGCUCACCUGCAUCUUCUGCCACUGUUGCCAGCACUUGGAUGGGGGCGAGGGAGUCAUCUGCCUGACCCGCCAACAGGUGAGCCUGGGCUGGAGGGAGUGGCACCAGGCCGCUAAGGCAGGCGGCCCGAGAGACCCCUGCCUCAAGCCCCCUCACUGUCUUCUCUCACCCAGUGGACGGAGAUGGCCCACUUUUCCUAGGAUCUUGUCAGGGGAGCGACUGCGGCUGGAGGCAGGAGAGCUGCAGGAGCCCUGCCUUUCCGGGUCAGCCUGGACCAGGGUUUAUUCCACAGCAAGGGGGUCCUGAGCCAGACCAGCCCACCAGCCCCUCCACCUCCCUGCCUGGCAUGGGGGCUGAUGCCCUGACAUCAGGCAGUGCUUCUGAGCAUGGCCUUGGGAGCGGGUCUGCCACACACUCACCACCGGGUGACGCUGGGCAGGUCACUGCCCUUCUGUGCUUUGCUCUCCUCGCCUGUGAACAGGGGUGGUGACGCGCCUUCUUGGGCAGGCUACGUGAGCUAGUCGAUUGUGUGCUGAGCAUAGUGCCUGGCCCUGACUGGGUCCCCAAUAGCGUUAUUUUACACACAUGGAAACAGGGAUUGUGGCACCCCAGGCCCUGCCCCACUCUGCGGAGAGGUGCUGUAUCACUGCCCUGCUAAAAAUUAGAGAACAGAGACUGGAGAAAAAGAGAGGAUACUGCAGACUCCUUAAAAAUAUUAGGUUUUAUUAUCCUGUCCCCAGAAGGGUGGUUUAUCCAGAAACCAAGAAAAAAAAUCAAUCCAAAUAAAACAAAAGGGAAAUGGGAAAGGAACAAAACCAUCAACUAACAGGCAGCCAGGCCAGCAGCCCACCCCCCACCUCAGGAGGGUCCCCAGAGACCCAUGCCUGACGGCAGACAACAGAAAAAUCAGUAAGGGGCUGGGGGAGGGGAGCAAAUCAGCUAUGUCUUCAUUAUGAGCAAGAGGCGGCAAAGAUAUGUUGCUAGGUGAAUAUAUAUUUAUAUAAUAAAUCCGUAACUUAAUAAAGUAAAUAGUAAUUCUCUGAAAGGUUUAAAUUUUUUAUAGCUUUCUUUUUUUUGGUGAUUUUGUGUGUUUUUUUUUGUUUUUUUGUUUUGGUUUUGGUCCUUAGAAGAUCUGAGAGAGACCCAGGUCCAGACAAAGCCAGGUGUGAGCGGCUGGGGGCAGGGGUAGAAGGCUGGGUGCCCAAUCCACUCCUCUGUUGCAGAAGGGGACACUGAGCUGCACUCCCCCACCUCCUGGCAAUCGCAAAGGAGGGGAGGGGUGAAGGGAGCAGGGUGGGGUCCUCUUUCCUAUUGGUUAGCUGUGGUGCCCUCUGCUGGGCCCAUCACAGGUGUGAGCAGUUCCUGGACAAGGCACAUAGGGCUUUGGCCUAGAUGUGGGAGGCCUUGAAGGGACCUCAGGGGGGAAAAAAGGAAGGGGCAGGUUGUGGUGGGCAUUCCUUGGGCC
This is a messenger RNA of Myotis myotis, 3804 nucleotides long. It is a transcript of the gene CAPN12, whose product is annotated as calpain 12. The coding region runs from base 285 to 2645 and encodes 786 amino acids. Gene Ontology annotation, cellular component: cytoplasm. Gene Ontology annotation, biological process: proteolysis. The record is from RefSeq and is a predicted model, not a curated record. Gene Ontology annotation, molecular function: calcium-dependent cysteine-type endopeptidase activity; calcium ion binding. Lineage: Eukaryota; Metazoa; Chordata; Mammalia; Chiroptera; Vespertilionidae. The transcript has 20 exons.